AUGUCAAGAAUUGAUGGAUACAGUCUUAAGGACGCCCAGGCACUCGUUGCAUUUAGAGCCACAGUCUGGUAUGAUCCACUUAAUAUUUUCGCCAGCUGGCAUGUCACCGGCGUAGUAGGCGAGCAUGCCUGUAACUUCAAGGGCGUUGAAUGCGAUAGAAACCUCUACAGAAUCAAGUACGUGGAUAUUUCGGGGUGCCAGCUGCGAGGAAUUGUGCCUGCAGUUCUUGGCAACAUAACACUCGCUUGGGGAUUCAACCUUAGUAACAAUGAGUUUAUGGGGCCUAUUCCCAGAGGCUUUGGCAGAAUGCCAAAUCUCAAGUAUCUUGAUCUCAGCAACAACUUGCUUACUGGAGGCAUGCCUCCCGAUGUUGGUAGGCUGCGUUACGUAAGGUAUUACAGCCUCGCAAAUAACCUCCUCAGUGGCUCGCUCGGCUGGCUCAACAUAACCUGGUUAAAUCACCUCGACCUUUCGGGCAACAGUUUUAGGGGAUCCAUUCCGGUUACCUACGGUGCGUUGCUGAACAACAUUAGUUAUUUAAACUUGGCAGAAAACAAGCUCGUCAGUCGGAUACCCGAAAACAUUGGAUACUUACCAAACCUUCGCUGGCUCGACCUUUCAGACAAUAAACUGACCGGCAACAUUCCUUACUCCCUCACCAUAGCAACACAAAUCAAGAAGCUAAGGCUCAUGAACAACUCACUUUCUGGUAAAGUCCCAGACACGCAAACCAUGCGAUUGUUUGCCAUGACAGCGUUUUUCCCCGGGAAUGAUGGACUUUGUGGAUCAGUACUGGGUAAAGAGUGUAGUCCUUCGGGCUUGUGGAAGAAAAUUGUGAUGGGUAUCUUUCUUCCAGCUCUCAUACUUUCGGUGCUUACAGGAAUCUUGCACGUCGUGAAACCUCCGGACGAGUAUUCGCUGCGAACCAUCAGGAGGAUCACUGAUAAUUUCAACAACAACAAGAUUCUCAGUGUGGGAGGCUUGUGGACAAUUUACAAGGGAGUCUUUUUCAAUGGUAAGACAGUGGCUGUUAAGAGGGUCCGUCCAGAGUAUUAUAACGGCGAGGGGAAACUUUUUGAAGAGGAACGCAAGUUCCUCAAGGCCAUGAGUCAUCCCAACGUUGUUAAGUACCUUGGAGCGUGCUCUACCCCGAAGCUCAAGGUUUUGGUAUACGAGCAUAUGUCCAAUGGAAGCUUGGAGAUGCACCUACACAAGGAAAGAGCAGGCAUUUCCAGCUUGUCAUGGAGUUCGAGAAUGGAUAUUGCUGCUGGAGUAGCUCAGGGAUUAGCGUACUUGCAUGGGGAGUGGAAAGAACCUCAAAUGCAUUGCGAUCUCAAUGGCAGCAGUGUUUUGCUCGAUGACAAGUUCAACGCACGCAUUGCUGAUAUCCGCUCAAAGAACGCCAGCAAACAUUUCACUAGCCUAGAGACCAACAUUGGAAGGUCAACCGGAUAUCAUCCUCCGGGUGAAAAAUGUGAUUUCUUUUUUAUGACUUGUUUCUCACUUAUAAUUUUGGCCUUGCAUUUCAAGGGUGGAGCAGAGUAUUCGAUAACAAAUGAGCCUACCCCGGAAGGCGAAGUUUUCAGCUUUGGAACUUUGCUUAUGGAGCUCUUGACAGGAACAGAAGCGGCUGGUCCAGUGAAAAAUGGUGUGAAAGGAGGGCUUCAAGGAAUCAUGGACAGAGCAUUUCCCGAUAAUAUCCAGUCUGUGCUCGACCCAGCUAUACUAAAUGGCGCGUCCCAUGAUCAAAUUGUCCUGUGUACUAAAAUUGCAUUAGAUUGCACAAGGACAAAUCCCCAAGAACGACCCAAGAUGGAGCAUAUUCUUGGCAUGUUUGAGCGAGCAUAUUCUACCGGCCCAGCGUAA
Selaginella moellendorffii is the source of this 1866-nucleotide messenger RNA. Its product is annotated as LRR receptor-like serine/threonine-protein kinase FLS2. NCBI's taxonomy places the organism in Eukaryota, Viridiplantae, Streptophyta, Lycopodiopsida, Selaginellales, Selaginellaceae. The transcript is spliced from 2 exons. The record is from RefSeq and is a predicted model, not a curated record. Bases 1 to 1866 code for a protein of 621 amino acids. Gene Ontology annotation, molecular function: protein kinase activity; ATP binding; protein binding. Gene Ontology annotation, biological process: protein phosphorylation.